AUGUCGAGCGCGACGCUCGUGCACCGGCACGUGUUCGGGCUCAAGGCCAACGUCGCCAACGCAGUUACGUACGUCGACGACCAGAUGGUCGCGUACCCCGCGGGGCACAGCCUCGUGGUCUACGGUAUCGACGACAAGAAGCAAAAGUUCAUCACGUGCACCGAAAACACCGAGGGCAUCACGUCGCUCUCCGUGUGCCCGAGUCGCCGCUUUAUCGCGAUCGCCGAGAAGAGCGAGCGGGGCGUCGUCAGCAUCUACGACCUCAAGACGCUCAAGAAGCGAAAGGUGCUCACGACCUCCGAGAGCCUCAGCAAGAUCUACGUGAGCAUGGAGUUUAGCGCUGACAACCAGCUGCUCUUGACCCAAGGCGGCCCCCCGGACUGGACACUUGUGUGCUGGAACUGGUCCAAAGGCAAAGCUGUCGCGAGUAUGAAGCUCCACAAUGCGGCACCGGCGGGAAACGCGGCCGCAAACCCGAGUGCCAACCCGCAGUACGUGACGCAGUGCUCGUUCUCGAACGUCGACCCGUCGAUCGUGUGCUGCACGGGCAUCAACUUGAUCAAAUUCUUCCGCAUCGUCGACACGGCGUUCCGGCCCAUGCCCAUGGCCCGCGUCGACGCCACCAACCUCCUCUGCCACACGUGGCUCAAGCAAAAAGAGGACGAAGUCGUCGUCGGCACCGCCGCCGGCGACUUGCUCCUCUUUCGCGCCGGUGAGUUUGUGUGCCGGCUCCUCGCGUCGCCCGGCGACUCGCGCAGCAUCGUGUCCAUGGUCUCGACGAGCAAGGGCAUCGUCGUCGGCAGCGACAAGUCGAUGGUGAGCUUGUUCUUGGUCAACAGCGACCGGAACGCGCCGGCGACCGAGAGCUUGACGUUCUCCAAGUCGAUCAAAGUCGAGAGUGCCAUUUCGCGCGUCGUCGGGCUCACUGUGAGUCCGAACGAGGACAUGGUCGUCGCCGCGCUCGCAAGCGCGCAGAUCUACAUAUUCCCGUACCAAAUGAAAGACUCGUUCAAGACCGAGGAAAUCGAAGCGCUCGUGACGCCGUUCCAUCGGCCAGGCGAGAACGGCUACUUGCACGUGACAGGCAUGGACAUUUGCGUGCGCAAGCCGACGAUUGUCACGUGUGGCCUCGACAAGACGGUUCGCGUGUGGAACUACAUCGACCGGACGUGCGAAGUCUACAAGCAGUUUACCGAAGAAGCCCAUAGCGUCUCCAUGCACCCAAGUGGCCUCCAUAUUCUCGUGGGAUUUGCCGACAAGCUGCGGCUCAUGAACGUGCUCAUGGACGACAUUCGCCCGUUCAAGGAGUUUACGAUCAAGGCGUGCCGCGAGUGCCAAUUUAGCACGGGCGGCCAUCUCUUUGCGGCCGUGAACGGCAACACGAUCCAAGUGUUUUCGAUGAACACGUGCGACUUGAUUGCCAACCUCCGCGGCCACAACGGCAAAGUCCGCAGCUUGUACUGGAACUAUGACGACUCGGGCGUCAUCAGCGCCGGCAUGGACGGCGCUGUGUACCAAUGGGACCUCGACGAAGCCAAGCGCGACGGCGAGUUUGUUCAGAAAGGUGUCCCGUACUUUUCGGCCGUCUGCAACCGCGAAGGCACGUCGGUGUUUGCUGUCGGCGCCGACAAGAUGCUCAAGGAGAUCGAGUUUCCCGCCUCGACGCUCUCGAAAGAGUUUAACGCGGAAGUGACACUCGGGCAGAUCGUGCUCUCCAACUCGCAGCGGAUGCUGUUUGCGGGGGCCGUCGAGCCCGACAAACUCGGCACCGUUCGAUCGUACAAAUUUCCGCUCACGGGCGAAUUUACCGAAUUCCAGUGCCUCAGCGGUCCCAUCACGCGCAUGCGCAUCUCGUUCGACGACUUGUACCUGCUCGUGUGUGGCGAAGACGGCGUCGUGUGCAUUUUCGAGAUCCGCGACAAGGAAGGUCGCGCGCGGGCCAAGGACGGCCGUGAAAACACAGUGUUUGCCGAAGAGAUCCUCGUCACCAAGAGCGACCUUGAAGAGAAGAACACGUCGAUGGUCGAGCUCAAAAACAAAACAUGA
Messenger RNA from Saprolegnia diclina VS20, 2046 nucleotides. RefSeq lists its product as hypothetical. NCBI's taxonomy places the organism in Eukaryota, Oomycota, Saprolegniomycetes, Saprolegniales, Saprolegniaceae. The transcript is spliced from 11 exons. Bases 1 to 2046 code for a protein of 681 amino acids. Gene Ontology annotation, molecular function: protein binding. The record is from RefSeq and is a predicted model, not a curated record.